AAUGAUUAAUUAACAAAUAAAUAUAAAUUAAAAAAUUUUUAUGUUAUAGUAACAGAUUGCGUUGGUGGCUAUUGGCCAAGCGUUUUCUUCUGACUUUAGUGGUCCUUGAUUCUCUUUUACAAACAACCACAUAGGUAAUAGCAUGAAGAAUUUCAAAAAGUUGUAUUGUUUUAACUAAAAGUUGUGUCUUUUUAAUAUUUGAAACUACAAUAAAUUUCAUUCAUGAAGACGAGUAAGGAAUAAGAAAGAAAAAUUAAAUGGAGUCUUCAACAAGCAUUAUCUUCCUCUUUUCUCUAACCCUUUGCCUCGCCCUACAGCCUCUUGUAAUCGUUGCUGUUGAAACCCAAAACACCACCCAAAAUGGUGCGCAACAGGGCAGUUUACUAGAGAAGGUUUGCAAGCAAUCAACAGACGAGGAGCUGUGUUUCUCGAGCUUUAAGAAACACCCUGAGAGCUCUAAAACUCAUGACCUAACGAGCCUUGGAAUGAUUGCGCUGAAUAUCACGUCUUCCAAUGCCUCCAGUAUCUUGGAGUACAUCGAGUUUUUACAAAAGGAAUCGGGAUUAGGUCCUGUGGUAGAGCAGAGGCUCGAUGAUUGCACCAACAAUUACAUGGACGCAACUGAGCAGCUUGAUGACUCCGUUGCUGGUUUAAUGGCAAAUUCAUAUAAAGAUGUGCGUGUUUGGGUGCAGGUAGCAAUUACUGAUGCAUGGACAUGCGAAAACGGGUACACAAAAUCUUCCGGAAAGUCGUCGUGGGUGUUAACUCAUUACAACAACGUCUUCCGCAAAUUAUGUCAUAAUGCUUUGCUAAUCAUUAAACUUUUGGAGGAAAAGUGAUCAUCUUAUGUCUGCCUCCACCGUUCAUUAAUUGUAAAUUCUAUAGCUCAAUCUUUGUUCUAUAUCAUAUUUCUAUUAUAAUUAUUAUUAUUAUGAAGUUUAUCAAUA
Molecule: messenger RNA, 947 nt
Organism: Mangifera indica (mango)
Lineage: Eukaryota; Viridiplantae; Streptophyta; Magnoliopsida; Sapindales; Anacardiaceae
Exons: 1
Coding region: 258-839 (193 amino acids)
Molecular function (GO): enzyme inhibitor activity
Source: RefSeq, a predicted model, not a curated record